CUCUUCCGGUAGUCAUAUAAUCGCGCUUUUUAGCUGACCUAGCCUCGUACAUCCAUAAUAUUACGUGACAUCGAUGUUAUGCGUAAAUGCUGCUCUCCAAAAGACGCCUCCAAAGACGCAACGAGUGCCUACAUUUCCCGAGAAGCAAGUGAAAAUUUCCGGGUAACGUUCCUGCAUUGUCGCCUAUGAAUAAAUACUCUUGCCUCAGAAGAAUUCAAUCAUGACAAAAUGGCGAGCGGUGUUGGAAAGCACAAAUUAUUCCUGGGGCCAACAGAGCCAUGGUCGGUAAGAGAGAAGUUAUGCCUGGCAUCUUCCGUUAUGAAGAGUGGAGACCAGAACUGGGUGUCUGUCAGUCGCGCCAUCAGACCGUUUGCAGAGCCUGGUCGACCCCCUGACUGGUUCUCCCAAAAGCACUGUGCUUCCCAGUAUUCAGAGCUUCUUGAGACAACGGAAGCUCCCAAGCGAAAGCGUGGAGAGAAGGGAGAGGUUGUGGAGACUAUAGAGGACGUGAUUGUGCGAAAGCUGACGGCGGAGCGGGUGGAGGAGCUGAAACGGAUGAUCAGAGAUACACAGGAGAAGCACAGGAAGUUGAAGAGAGAGGCCGAGAUGAUUCAGGCCGGACAUCUGGACUCCAAACUGGAGGAGCUGUGGGGCGAUAUUACCCAGAAGAAGAAAGAGGAGGACGAGGAGGCUGAGGCGAAGAGGAAGGCUACAGAGGCAGCCUAUGAGGCCAGACAGGCAGUGAAGAACGCUCCAAGACGGACGCCCAGUGUGGCCGUUGGCACACCCCGAGGCGAGGCAUCACUGGCCCUGGAUCAGGCCAGCACAGACGGCCCCAUAGCUACCACACCUGUGGACCUCAGCUCCACUGGCCAGGGGACCACUGUCUUCAUUCCCAUACCGGAGGUCUCCAUCUCGGGUACUGCCGGGCCUGAGCCAUGCCAGGGAGGUCUGGUGGUCCAGAAGGCCACGCCACCACCAUCCCCUCUCCUCUCAGAGCUGCUGAAGAAGGGCAACCUCCUAGCCAACAGCCCUAGACUGGGAGCUGAUGGGGAUCUUUCGGGACUGCACGGUAUUGACUUGCAAGUGGCAGGAACACUGCUACCUGCCCAGGCUGCUUCAGUAGGGGCUCCCACUCUGUCUCGUCUGCUGGAGGCUGGGCCUGCUCACUUCCCCUCUUCCCUGGGUCCCCCCUCAGCCUCGGCCCCUGCUGCUGAGCCCCGCACCCCCCACACCACUGCCUCUGCACCCCCUGCCACGGACCCUCCUGCCUCUCUACACACAGCAGAGGUCAAGACAGCGCAGAGAGAGGAAGAGGAGGAGGAGGAGGACUUGGUGAACACAUCCUACAUAGAGGAUGAGCUGGACUUGGACACUGUCGGGGAAAUCAUCGCCAUCAUGGAGAACAAGGUGUGUGACAGUGUGGAGGACUUGGAUGCCGCGGCAGUGGAGGCGGCACUCUCCCUGAGCAAGGACACGGGUCGCAGUCUCUCCGCUCCCUGGGAAGCCACCGCCUCUUCCUCUUCCUCCUCCUCCUCUUCCUUCAAGACCCCCAGCUCCGAUGCUCCAUCCCACACAACACAGGGUCACCCAAGGAGCAGGGAAGUGGUGACAGAUUCCAGACCUGUUCUAGCUUCCGAGUCGCAGAGCCGCUGUGGUCAGACUCGUUCCGAGGCCACUGUUCCGGGGUCAGUGGACCACGUCGCACACACACACCACGGGCCUGCCGGUGGCCGGCACUGCAACCCGGGCUGCGUUGUGAAGGAGGAGGGACCAGAGGAAGGAUGCUACGGCUGUCCUGCUGCGGCCGGGAAAUGUGACACGCCACCACAAAGCACAGAUUCAGUGACAGAAGACCCCCUGGUGUUGUUAAAGCUGCCUAAGGUCGUGAAGGUGGAGGAGGAGGAGGAGGAGGGAGAGGAGGAUGAGGAGGAGGACGCGGUGAGUGGGGGAGCGGAGGGGGGUGCACAAGAGGAGGAGGAGGAGUGUGGCGCUCACGGGUGGUGCGUGGAGUGUGUGGAGGGUGAGGGAUGCGUGGAGGGCGGAGAGGGGGAGGGAGAGGGGGAAGGGGAGCCCAUGGCACUGGCCAGUGAGAGCGAGGACGGCUGCAGCAUGCGCACCGCCUGCUCAUCCCUACAGCUCCACCUACAGGCCACAGACAGCAUCGCCAGCAGCCCCGCCUCCUCCUCACAGUUCUCCAUCUGCAGUGAGGACCAGGAGGCCAUCCAGGCCCAGAAGAUCUGGAGGAAGGCCAUCAUGCUGGUGUGGAGGGCGGCAGCCAACCACAGAUAUGCAAAUGUAUUUCUGCAACCCGUUACAGAUGACAUCGCCCCUGGCUACCACAGUAUUGUGUACAGACCCAUGGACCUGUCCACCAUCAAGAAGAACAUCGAGAUGGGGGCCAUCCGCACCACGGUGGAGUUCCAGCGCGACGUCAUGCUGAUGUUCCAGAACGCACUGAUGUACAACAGCUCCGACCACGACGUCUUCCACAUGGCCAUGGAGAUGCAGCGAGACGUCCUGGAGCAGGUGCAGCAGUUCCUGGCCACCCAGCUGAUCAUGCAGACGUCGGAGAGCGGCAUCAGUGCCAAGAGCCUGCGGGGCCGAGAGCCCAGCCACCGUCAGGAGCCCGGUGACAAGGACUCUGUGCCUAUGGCCUCUCCUGCCUUCCUUCUCUCUCUCUUUGAUGGUGGCACAAGGGGGCGACGUUGUGCCAUAGAGGCAGACCAGAAGAUGAAGAAGUAAGCACAGUGACGGUGGUGUUCCAGUGGUGUUGGGGUUAAUGGAAAUCCCAGAUGGAUGGAUGGAUGGGUGGGUGGGUGGAUGGAUGGAUGAAGGACCAAGGCUGUCUGCCUCGUGGAGCAGGCCUCAGUCAGAAUCAGUUGACGGUGCGAUGAUUCAGAAUGAAGCCUUCAUGUUCCCAGACCCACAUCUGUGUAAAGGUGUCUAAAAACAGAGCAAUUAGCCCCUUUUCACCGUCGGACGUCGGAGAAGUUCUGGUUUGGAGAAAAGCAGGAUGAAUGACUUCCAGUUUUAGGCAGAAUAAGUGGCAUUUAUGUAAAUGUCUAUGCCAUUGGGUGCAACUUUAAUCUGCUUUGAAUGCAUUGAAAAGUUCAGUGUUCAAAGGUGUCUGACGUCUCGUGAAACAGGCCCGUUCCCACCCCCAUUUACAAUGGCACUCAGUCCAAGCAACACCAAGUAAUGUUGUUUCUUCAAACUGAUAUUGAUGCUUCCACGAUGAGUGGACUUGGUUGAGUGGAAUGAGUUGGUUUAUGGGCUUGUAACAGGGUAAAAGUCACUUCUAAAUUCAUUUUUGCCCUCUCUACAUGGGCUAUAACCCCACUUGUCAAUUUUAGAGCAGGAGACUAACCUAGUACUGGACUGGACUAAACCGUAUUGGCAGAAUAUUUUGCCUGGCGGGUUGGUCUAGCCUCGCACCAUAGGGGAUAAUCUUUGCUGGACCGCGAAUCUGGCCUGGCUACAGUGUCCUCAAAUUGCAAAGCGCUGUCUAGUUUUGAAUCUGUGUAGCGAGUCAUUGGGAUUGGCUUGGCAUGGUGACAAAUAACUAUUAUGGUGUUGCUUUAAUCCUUUGGAUCUGGCGUCAUAUAUAUAUAUAUUUUAUUAUUGACAGGAUUAUGUGGAGCUCAGUGGGUCGCUCAGUAUUCGAAGAACAUGGUUAAGUGAUAAACCUGGCUAAGUUAGCCUACAGAAAAUGGGAAACCUGCUGCUAGAUAGCCUGCAUGUGUUGUUUAAUUAAGGAGAACUCCAGGCUCUUCUAUUAGCUGAUUUACCCUACAGUUUACCUACUUAACCUGGACAGUGUUUCUUGAAAGCACCAUUGCUAACCUGUUAGCAUCUUACUAGGUUUCCAAUGGCAGAUUGCAUUGCAACCAAAUAAUUUGCUAACUUAGUUGGCUACAAUGUUGUUGAGAAACACACUCCUGGUUCACCACUGAACCACUUUGUUUUUGGAGGACCCCUCUGUUUUGUAACUGUUUUCCAGCAUUGUGAGCAUGUCUAUCAUGAACCAGUGGAUGUAUGAUGUGCUGUUUUGUGUUGUACUAUGAAUCACUAAACUUGUAGUGCCUUCUUAGGUAUUGAAUGACUCAGCCCAAUAAACUAAUUUAACAUGUACAAUGGAGUCUUCUGUAGAAAUUCUGUAAAGCCUUGAGUUGUGUUAUUUGCUCUGGGCAUUGGUUACGCCCUGAUUUGAAAAUUUGGGAUACUUUGUGAAAAUGCAUCCCAUUAAUUCUUUUUUAGCAGUGGACUGACCCAUUAACCGGUCUGCACUUUUCUGAUGCCAUGUUGUGAAAACAGUCAUUAAUUCAUAAUCAGCACUUAUGAUGGGUGGUGUGAGGAAUCAUGUCCGUA
Molecule: messenger RNA, 4371 nt
Organism: Engraulis encrasicolus (European anchovy)
Lineage: Eukaryota; Metazoa; Chordata; Actinopteri; Clupeiformes; Engraulidae
Gene: brd8a
Product: bromodomain containing 8a
Exons: 22
Coding region: 229-2745 (838 amino acids)
Cellular component (GO): NuA4 histone acetyltransferase complex
Molecular function (GO): protein binding
Source: RefSeq, a predicted model, not a curated record